GCCGUUGAGACAGUUAGAAUAUAGCUUCAUUGCCUGAAAGGUACCAAGAUUGGCAGAAAAGGACUCUAUCACAUUUCACUGAGCAAUUCAAUCAGAGAUGAUGCUGCCAGUCGUUAUUCUAGUGGCUAUCGCUGGGCUAGCAGCAGGGGCCCCCAACCCCAAGCCAUCGCUUAUUCGUCAAUGCGAAAACAUUGAGUGUCCCGACUAUGCUCAAUUGGAGGUACUUCGUCCCGAUAUGUGGAAAAUGAGUGUAAAACCAGGACGAUGGGUCGGAAGGAUGGCUGAAACCUGCAACAAAACUGAUGCGUUUCUUUCAGUAAUCAAAUACCUUGACGACUACUUUAUAGACAAUGGGAUGGAACGGACACUCCCUAUCGUACUGGAGGUCAUCAAGAACAAACAAAGAUGGAACAGCAGUUCGUACUGUUCCCGCCAAAUGGAAGAAUCCUAUCCUUGCUGUGAAGUAUUAUACAAUCUACUAUUCUAUAUCCCAAGAGCUUCACAAGAGAGUGCUCCACAUCCAUCCAAGGAAUCUGGAAUGAGGCUGUACCCCAUACCAUAUCGUUUGGUAUUCUACGUCAUCUCUUUUGAUGGGCAACCGACCGAUCGGAAUGUGUCAGAGAAGUUCCAAGAGAUUACUGAAUACCUCGAAGAUCAGAGAAUCCCAUUCGAUGAUGACUAUUAUUAUAUUGCAACUGAUUAUCCAUCUGGAUUAGCCCCUUAUCGGAAUGAAAUCUUGAUCGCUAGCUCAACUAGAAAUUCUGAGAGCGAUAAAACAGCGAUGGCGAAUUCAUAAACCAAGGAGGUCCAGAUUAUUGGCGCCAUGUCGACGACCGCGCGUCUCAACAUCGGCCACGUCAAGUUUCGAUUCUCUGCAAAUGAUUUCAAGGUGUUAUUAUUGAUGUGAUAUGAAUUAUUCGUCACCAUGGCUAUGUAAAGCCUAUGACAUGAAAUUAUAUUAAAGGACAAGUACAUCCCAAACAA
Messenger RNA from Lytechinus pictus (painted urchin), 984 nucleotides. RefSeq lists its product as uncharacterized. Lineage: Eukaryota; Metazoa; Echinodermata; Echinoidea; Temnopleuroida; Toxopneustidae. The transcript is spliced from 6 exons. Gene Ontology annotation, molecular function: heme binding. The record is from RefSeq and is a predicted model, not a curated record. Bases 98 to 796 code for a protein of 232 amino acids.